Messenger RNA from Lolium rigidum, 616 nucleotides. RefSeq lists its product as uncharacterized. Lineage: Eukaryota; Viridiplantae; Streptophyta; Magnoliopsida; Poales; Poaceae. The transcript has a single exon. The record is from RefSeq and is a predicted model, not a curated record. The coding region runs from base 134 to 367 and encodes 77 amino acids.
CUCCCACUAUAAAUCCUCAGGAACACCAUCCUUCCUCCACCAUCACCAAGCUUCUCCACAAUAAUCCAUCGCAAUAACCCAAUAAGCCCACUACCUCCGCACAGUCAAUCUCCCACAUUCUCCGCAGUCGGCAAUGGCGGGCGCAAGGAACAACGAGCUGCGCAUGACCCUGCUGGGCCUCGCCCUGCUUGGUAUGCUGCUGCUGAGCCACACCGCGGCCCCCGUUGAGGCCGCCGUGAGCGCGGGCGAGGACAGCUUCCCCGUCAACGGCGCCGGCGGGCGCUCGCUCAAAAGCUUCAGCAUGAACGGCGCCGAGGGCGAGAAGGGCAAAGGCGCCAAGCGCACCGAUGGCACCGGCGACUUCUGAUCUGAUCGAUAUCGGCCGCCGUCGAGCACUACUAAAUAAUCUGUUUGAUUAGCACACGUACGUACGCAUGGCCGUAUAUAUGGCUCGUGCGGCGGCGUGGAUUGCUACCAGACGCGCCGCAGGGAGCCAGCGCACGCUAGCUGCUUGCUGCCGCCCUGGUCGAUUAAAGAUUUAAAGUUUCUUUCGUAUUUGUUUGUGCUGUUUACUAGGAUGUGUAGAUGCAGUGCGUGUGCCUGCACCCAUCCCGUG